This is a messenger RNA of Danio rerio (zebrafish), 1714 nucleotides long. The record is from RefSeq and is a predicted model, not a curated record. NCBI's taxonomy places the organism in Eukaryota, Metazoa, Chordata, Actinopteri, Cypriniformes, Danionidae.
UGAUAAAGUUUUAGCAAUUAAUAGCAAUAAGAAUUUUUGCUUGCUGUAGCCUACUUUUAAUUAUUUACAAAAGGUUUUAGUGUGCUUAUCGAAACAGGGCCUCUGUAGCGUUUUAGCCAAUAUAUAUUUAGCCCUCGCUUUCCUUUGCUUGCUGACCCCAUACCCAGAGUGAGAGACUGGGGUGAGGAUAUAAAUGUCAUCUGAUAUGCUUCAGCGGAGAAGUGAGUGGCGGGAGAGCAAGCACAGUCAUGGCUUGUGAAAAACAAACAGUAAAUACUCUCGACCAGGGCCCAAAUACAGAGAAAAGUGUAGCUGAACAGGAUCCAGAUGCUGUCAACGUUGCACCUGAUGUAGUGCUCCAAGUAGAAGAAGAAUCGUUUUUUGUGAACCGUGAGCGUUUGGCAAGACUGAGUCCCUACUUCCGAGCCUUGUUUUUUGGCGGGGGUCGGGAGAGCUCCAGGAAGCAUAUUGAGAUUAAGGGAGUUGGGCCGCAGCAGUUCCACACACUAAUGGAGUUCACAAAGAACUUGAAACUCACCCUGGACACCAAGAACGUCCUUGAUAUUUUGGAGGCAGCUGAUUUUCUCCAAAUCGACAAGGCUCGGUUACUUUGCUGCAAGUUCUUGGAAAGGCAACUGCAUCUUAGUAACUGCUUGGGUAUGAUGGGGUAUGCUUGGCAUCUUGGUUGUCUGGACCUUUACGCAGCAGCCCGGGAUGUAGUCUUGACACACUUGCCCGCCAUAGCCUCGGAGGAAGACUUAUUGUGUCUUUCGAAAGAGAGCAUUGCUGAUUUGCUUGCUAGCGACAACCUAAGCAUUCCCAGGGAAGAUCUGGUCCUUGAUGUAGCCCUUCGCUGGGCGACCUUUGAGCCAAGUCGGGAAGAAGACUUCAUGGAGCUGGUGGGCCUGGUUAGGCCCGAGUGCUUAAGUCUUCCCUACAUCACUGAUCUUCUGUCCAAGAUCAACAGUUCAGACCCACGAGCUAAGCUCAUUUGUAGGCUGAACGAUAACUUGCCCAGCAGCUGGACUAUGGGCAGGUCUGUGCCUAGGACUCGCUCGAGGGAAACUUUGUUUGUUCUCGGUGGACCGCAUGAAGAAGAAACGCAGCUGCUGUAUCAGUUUCAUCCCUACAGUGGAAGGUGGCAGGCACAUCCACCCCUGCAAAAGAAGUGUCUCACACAGUACUCCGUGGCUGCAGUAGGGGACAACAUAGUAGUGACUGGAGGCUACUUCCGGGAUGUGUUGUGGUAUAGCGUGGACUGGGUGAGCAUUUAUGAGCAUGGCAACAAUCGAUGGGUUGACGGUCCAGCGAUGAAGAAGUCCAGACACAGCCACUGUUCGGCAGCUCUGGACUUUCAGCUGUUCGUGUUUGGCGGUAGUAUGGAUGAAGGACCGGUGGCCGAUGUUGAAAGACUGGUGCUUGGAGCAGAAGAAUGGGAUGAGGUCAGCCCCAUGGUGCGGGCUGUAGAAAGAGCAGCCAUUGUAUCUCUGGGGUCUUCAAUUUAUGUGGCCUGUGGUCUGGAUGAAAAUGGAGAUGUUUACAGUGGGAUUCAGAGGUACAGGCCACGAGACGAUCAAUGGGAUGUGGUGUCCUAUUCUCCAUUCCCACGGCAAGUACAGCAAUUGUGUCCACGUGUGUCCAACAUGCUUUAGAGCAGGGGUCUCAAACUCGCGGCCUGCGGGCCAUUUGCGGCCCUCAGUGCAAUAUUUUGUGG